This is a messenger RNA of Hansenula anomala, 946 nucleotides long. RefSeq names its product Rab family GTPase YPT31 (gene YPT31). Gene Ontology annotation, molecular function: GTP binding; GTPase activity. The transcript is spliced from 2 exons. Bases 203 to 859 code for a protein of 218 amino acids. Gene Ontology annotation, biological process: exocytosis. Lineage: Eukaryota; Fungi; Ascomycota; Saccharomycetes; Phaffomycetales; Wickerhamomycetaceae. Gene Ontology annotation, cellular component: recycling endosome. The record is from RefSeq and is a predicted model, not a curated record.
AUCACACAACCUCACAAGAACCACAGGAAUCUCAAAAGUUCAUUCAAAGAAGUAACUGAUAACAUAGAUAUCCACCACAUACAAACAUAGUGCCCAUAAACAGCUCCAUACUGAGAUUAACCACCUAAUUAUAGAUCUGUCAAAAUCAACGAACGAUUAAGGUUAUACACAAUCCAAUAGAUACAACAACAAUUAAAUAAAAAUGGCUGAAACAGAUGACUACACAUAUGAUUAUGAAUAUUUAUUCAAAAUUGUAUUGAUUGGUGAUUCAGGUGUUGGUAAAUCCAAUCUUUUAUCCAGAUUUACUCGUAAUGAAUUCAAUCUUGAAUCUAGAUCCACAAUCGGUGUUGAAUUCGCAACCAGAACGGUGGAAAUUGAAGGUAAAAGAGUCAAGGCACAAAUUUGGGAUACUGCAGGUCAAGAACGUUACAGAGCUAUAACAAGUGCUUAUUAUAGAGGUGCUGUUGGUGCUUUAUUAGUGUAUGAUAUCUCAAAAUCAGAAAGUUAUGAAAAUGUUAGUAAAUGGUUGAAAGAAUUGAAAGAACAUGCGGAUGAAAACAUAGUUAUUGAAUUAGUUGGUAACAAAUCUGAUCUUGAUCAUCUAAGAGCAGUCCCAACUGAAGAAGCCAAACAAUUCUCAGCUGAAAACCAAUUGUUAUUCACAGAAGCUUCUGCCCUUAAUGCUGAAAAUGUUGAUUUAUCUUUCCAACAAUUGUUGAAAUCAAUUUAUGAUAUGGUCUCAAAACAUCAAUUUGAUUUAUCUGAUUAUUCUGGUCCUAAACCUUCAGGCGGUCCAACUAUCUCAUUGACUCCAACUCCUGGUAAUGAAUCAAGCAAAAAUAAGAGUAACUGUUGUUAAUCAAAAUAUUUAACCCUAUAUACUAAACAAAGAAUCGGACACAUUCACUACUUCAUAAUUUCUCAAUAGUUACCCAUAGCCACCACA